AUGGUAAAUCCUUUGCAAGGCCGCCAUAGCGCAGAGGCUAGCAUUUCCGCUCAUGAUGCUAAACGCCUGGGUCCGCGUCCAGUGGUUAAGGUAUGGGUUCACAUUGGUUCUUCAUCAUCAUCAUCAUCAUCGUCAUCUUCAUGUGCUUUGCGUGCUUCACACUUGAAAUUCGCUUUGGUGGUGGCUUGUGCCCUAUUGGGUUGCACUGUAGCUGAUGUCUCCCAUUUGGGAGGUUCUUACUUGCCUCCCUCUAAGCCUCAGCAAACCUACCUGCCUCCCGUUCAACCCCAACAGACCUACUUGCCCCCUGCCCAGCCUCAGCAAACCUACUUGCCACCUGCUCAACCUCAACAGACCUACUUGCCCCCUGCCCAGCCUCAACAAACUUACCUGCCACCUGCUCAACCUCAACAGACCUACUUGCCCCCUGCCCAGCCUCAACAGACCUACUUGCCCCCUGUCCAGCCUCAACAGACCUACUUGCCCCCUGCCCAACCCCAACAGACCUACUUGCCCCCCUCUGAACCUCAGCAAAGCUAUUUGCCUCCCUCCCAACCCCAAAACACCUACUUGCCCCCUUCCGACAACGCUGGUCAAGAUGGUGGCUAUCGUUAUCGUUUUGUCAAGCGUUACCGCCUCAGAUCUUUCUAA
Stomoxys calcitrans (stable fly) is the source of this 651-nucleotide messenger RNA. RefSeq lists its product as uncharacterized. Bases 1 to 651 code for a protein of 216 amino acids. Lineage: Eukaryota; Metazoa; Arthropoda; Insecta; Diptera; Muscidae. The transcript is spliced from 4 exons. The record is from RefSeq and is a predicted model, not a curated record.